AUGGAGAUUCCAGACAGUGACGAGGAGGAAGAAGAGCUUCUUCCAGAUACGGUCCAGGAUGAAGAUCCUGAACUUCGAAACCAACAUAUUUCAUCGCCUGUCCAAUUUGUCGAGCGCAUCUUCUUUCAACUCAACAAAAUAUCAUCGACACCGCAUCAGCACCACAACCACCACUGCCAGCAUGACCAGCAGCAAAACCCCUUUUCUACCAUCUCAAACACCCAGGCCUCCCAGGUCAGGCCAUUAAUGCUAGCAUUGCACUGUCUCUUCCCCAACGAACUACUCCUUGCACUCGACAUCCUAGACCGAGGCCUCGUGAGACGCCUGGUAAGAGGGAACCAAGAAAAAUCAUGCGAUCUUGAAGUUGACACGCCUUUCCCCUUCUCAUCUUUUCCCCACGGGCUAUCUUCGUCUCAAGCCCCGUUUAUGGUAAAUUCCGGCAAGGAGCCAGUCGAGGAUGUGUUCCUUGUCAUAUCUGCGUCUUCUUCUGCUUCCAUUUUUACGUCUACAGCUACUCGCCACGAAGGGGUAAAAGGGUACGAAGUUCGUCUGAGUGCAUGGAAUUGCACGUGUCCAACUUUUAUUCUUUCUGCGUUUCGAGGAGAGGCGUCUUCCAAUGAGAAUUACCAUCAUGAUCAAAGUGAUGACGACUAUACGUAUGGGAAUUCUGCGAGUGUCGCUGGACAAGGAUGCACUAGAACCUAUCGCUUUGGAGGAACUUUGACUCAUGGUCCUACUAAAUUGUCUCCGCCCAGUUGUAAACAUCUAAUGGCCUGUUUUAUACUCGCUCGCUGUCCGAAUUUGUUUGGAAUAGGAGAAGGCGCAGAAUCAUACCGCGUCAGUGCAAAAGAACUGGCAGGCUGGUGCGGCGGUUGGGGUGGGUGA
This is a messenger RNA of Aspergillus ruber CBS 135680, 885 nucleotides long. RefSeq lists its product as uncharacterized. Lineage: Eukaryota; Fungi; Ascomycota; Eurotiomycetes; Eurotiales; Aspergillaceae. The transcript has a single exon. The record is from RefSeq and is a predicted model, not a curated record. Bases 1 to 885 code for a protein of 294 amino acids.